AUGCUAGAAGAUCUCAAAACAGCAGCAGCUGAUACUGGAACAGAGAGCAGACAUGGAUACUAUCUGCUAUCAAAGUUUGAGAUACUGCAGUGUGGCGAUGUUGAAAAACUCAUCAAAAACCACGUUAACCCAAGGGAGAAUCCUGUUUAUUAUGUUAGCAUAGAAAAAACAUAUGAUGUGGUUAGGCGUGCACAUGUAGCCACAGGACAUGGUGGUCGAGAUCGCAUGGCCAAAGAAAUCAACAAAAAGUAUGCAAACAUCACUCGCGAUGUUCUCAAUCUUUUCAAGUCUUAUUGUCAUGAAUGUCAGAAGAAACGUAAGCGCCCAAGGAUUAAGGGUGUUGUAGUGCUCCCCAUUCUCACAAAUGUGUUCGCUUCUCGUGCACAAAUUGAUCUUAUUGAUAUGCAGUCCAUGGCCCAAAAAUCAUUUAAGUGGAUUUUUGUUUAUCAAGACCACCUAACCAAGUUUAUCAUUCUUCGAGCCCUAACUUCAAAGCGUGCUGCUGAGGUCGCUCAUCACCUGCUUGAUAUAUUCCUUCUCAUUGGUGCCCCAUCUAUUCUCCAGAGCGACAAUGGAAGUGAAUUCACAGCAGAGAUUAUCAGUGAACUGAAAAUUGUGUGGCCCAGGCUGGUUAUGGUCCAUGGUAAACCUCGACACCCUCAAAGCCAGGGGUCUGUGGAAAGGGCAAAUGGUGAUAUCAAGGAUAUACUUGUUGAAUGGAUGGGAGAUAAUGACACAAAUGAUUGGUCAUACCUAUGA
Gigantopelta aegis is the source of this 759-nucleotide messenger RNA. Its product is annotated as KRAB-A domain-containing protein 2-like. Bases 1 to 759 code for a protein of 252 amino acids. The transcript has 3 exons. Gene Ontology annotation, molecular function: nucleic acid binding. NCBI's taxonomy places the organism in Eukaryota, Metazoa, Mollusca, Gastropoda, Neomphalida, Peltospiridae. The record is from RefSeq and is a predicted model, not a curated record. Gene Ontology annotation, biological process: DNA integration.